AUGGCAAUUAGCUCACAAGAGCAAGAGACAAAAAAAGUUAAAGUAACUGUAGAUAAAAAUGUAGUAAGUACAUCUUUUGAAAAAUGGGCAAAACCAGGCCAUUUUUCACGAGUACUUGCAAAAGGUCCUAAAACAACAACAUGGAUCUGGAAUUUACAUGCAGAUGCUCACGACUUUGACAGUCAUACAAGUUCAUUAGAAGAAGUUUCAAGAAAAAUUUUUAGCGCACAUUUCGGCCAGCUAGCUAUUAUAUUUUUAUGGCUUAGUGGUAUGUAUUUUCAUGGUGCUCGUUUUUCUAACUAUGUUUCAUGGUUAAGUAAUCCAACUAUAAUUAAACCUAGUGCGCAAAUUGUAUGGCCCAUAGUAGGACAAGAAAUUCUAAAUGGCGACGUUGGAGGAGGUUUCCAAGGUGUUCAAAUCACAUCUGGUUUUUUUCAGCUAUGGAGAGCUUCCGGUAUUACUACAGAAGUUGAACUAUAUGCUACAGCAAUAGGCGGCUUAUUUAUGUCAGCAUUAAUGGUUUUUGCUGGUUGGUUCCAUUAUCAUAAAGCAGCACCUAAACUCGAAUGGUUUCAAAAUGUUGAAUCAAUGAUGAAUCACCACUUAGCUGGCCUCCUAGGACUAGGAUGUUUAAGCUGGGCUGGUCAUCAAAUUCAUAUUGCUUUACCUAUUAAUAAAUUACUAGAUGCAGGUAUUGCUCCUCAAGAGCUACCUUUACCUCAUGAGUUUUUAGUCAAUAGAGAAUUAAUGUCACAAUUAUAUCCUAGUUUUAAUAAAGGAAUUAUACCGUUCUUUACUUUAAACUGGAAUGAAUAUUCUGAUUUUUUAACUUUCAAAGGUGGUCUGAAUCCAGUAACAGGUGGUUUAUGGUUAAGUGAUAUAGCUCAUCACCAUUUAGCACUAGCUGUACUAUUUUUAGUAGCUGGUCAUAUGUACCGUACUAAUUGGGGUAUUGGACAUAGCAUGAAAGAAAUAUUAGAAGCACAUAAAGGUCCAUUUACUGGUGAAGGACAUAAAGGUUUAUACGAGAUUUUAACAACUUCUUGGCAUGCUCAAUUAGCUAUAAACUUAGCAAUGAUGGGAUCAUUAAGUAUUAUUGUAGCUCACCAUAUGUAUGCGAUGCCUCCAUAUCCCUAUAUUGCAACAGAUUAUCCAACACAAUUAUCUUUAUUUACUCACCAUAUGUGGAUAGGUGGUUUUUGUAUUGUUGGUGCUGGUGCACAUGCAUCGAUAUUUAUGGUUAGAGACUAUAAUCCUGCACAAAACUAUAAUAAUGUUCUUGAUAGGAUAAUAAGACAUAGAGACGCUAUAAUAUCUCAUCUGAAUUGGGUAUGUAUAUUUUUAGGUUUCCAUUCAUUUGGACUAUAUGUACACAAUGAUACAAUGAGAGCAUUAGGAAGAUCACAAGACAUGUUUUCCGACACAGCUAUUCAAUUACAACCAAUAUUUGCUCAAUGGGUUCAAAAUAUACAUACACUUGCACCCAGUAAUACUAGCCCAAACUCAUUAGCUACUGCUAGCUAUGCAUUUGGUGGAGAAGUUAUAACAAUUGGUAAUAAGAUAGCAAUGAUGCCUAUUUCAUUAGGUACAGCUGAUUUUAUGGUUCAUCAUAUACAUGCAUUUACAAUACAUGUUACUGUUUUAAUACUAGUAAAAGGGUUCUUGUUUUCAAGAAAUUCAAGAUUAAUUCCUGAUAAAUCAAAUCUAGGUUUUCGUUUUCCUUGUGAUGGUCCUGGUCGUGGCGGCACAUGCCAAGUCUCUGGAUGGGAUCAUGUAUUUCUUGGACUAUUCUGGAUGUAUAAUUCAUUAUCAAUUGCUAUAUUUCAUUUUAGCUGGAAAAUGCAGUCUGAUGUAUGGGGUAGUGUAACAACAUCAGGUAAAGUAUCACAUAUAACAGGAGGAAAUUUUGCACAAAGUGCUAUUACCAUUAAUGGAUGGCUGAGAGAUUUUCUUUGGGCACAAGCUUCACAAGUAAUUCAAUCAUACGGAUCAGCGCUAUCUGCAUAUGGCUUAAUAUUCUUAGGAGCACAUUUCAUAUGGGCAUUUAGCUUAAUGUUUUUAUUUAGUGGUCGUGGUUAUUGGCAAGAACUUAUAGAAUCAAUUGUAUGGGCACAUAAUAAAGUAAAAGUAGCUCCAUCUAUUCAACCAAGAGCUUUAAGCAUUACACAAGGUCGAGCUGUUGGUGUAGCACAUUACUUAUUAGGUGGAAUAGGUACAACAUGGGCUUUUUUCUUAGCAAGAAUAAUAUCAGUAGGAUAA
Molecule: messenger RNA, 2259 nt
Organism: Chondrus crispus (carragheen)
Lineage: Eukaryota; Rhodophyta; Florideophyceae; Gigartinales; Gigartinaceae
Source: the annotation of a RefSeq genome assembly